AUGGCAGCAGGAGAACGCUCACAGAACAACCGAACGUGUCUGGCUUCUAGCCGAGUACUCCAUGUAACAAGUCAAUCAAGUUUUUUUGCAGUAGAGGUCAGCCAAUUUACGAAGUAUCAAGUACCUUGCUGGAGUAUUCCUUUUCCGGUUCAUUUACAUACAAAUAGAGCUACCCAAGGCUGUUAUAGGGUUGGAUCAAUGGCUGAGUCUUUUCUAUGGACAUUUUCUCGGUGUUUUGUGUUUAUCACUUUGUUCAUCAAAUGCGUCGACAAUUUUGCCCAAGCUGGGCAAUAUCUGGUGAAAAAUCCACAAGAAUCUAUAGAGAAAUUCGAAGUUGUUACACCAGUCCAGCUUUCACCCGGCUUGCGUCGUAGGCGAUCCGUUACUACGAAAACCCAGAACGGACGUCACUUAGAGCGCGUGUCGUUUUCUGUUUUCGCAUUAGGAAGGGAAUUUAUACUGGAUUUAACUCUUAACAGAGUUGUCAUCCCUUUGAACUCCAAAUCAACUUCUUUCAGUGCAAAUGGGUCAAUGAUAGUGGAGCCAUAUCAGGCCGAAGAACACUGCUAUUACCAUGGUGUAGUUAGGGGUUCUGCUGGAUCGUCAGUUGCAGUUAGUACAUGUCAAGGGUUAGAAGGUCUAGUAUUUGAUGGAAAGGAGAGCUUUUACAUUGAGCCAGCAAACGACCAACUCUCUAGCAUGUCUACUAAAAAAUUACAAGAGGAUCAGCACAUGUUUUAUAGAAUGAGUGAUUUGAAAACAAGACCAGUGAAGUGUGGUAAUGAUGAUAUUAAGCCACAGCACAUGUUAGAUGAUUUGCACAAAAUGAAAAUGAAAUCUCGGACUCGCAGAAGUCUUUCUUCUGAGACCAAAUAUGUUGAAUUAGUUAUUGUUAAUGAUUUCUCACAGUACGACUUUUUUAAGAGGGACAUAAAAUCUACACAAUCCAGAGCUAGGCAAAUAGCCAACCUAGUUGACUCGUUGUACCGACCAUUGAAUAUACGUGUCGCCUUAGUACACUUGGUAACGUGGAAUGGCGGGGAUGCAAUUUCUGUUGUAGAAAACUCCGAAACAACACUCGACAAUUUUAUGAAGUGGAGAAAUGAGGAUCUUACUAAGAAAAUGAAAAUUAAUAAUGACAAUGCACAUCUAUUAACGCAGUCUAAAUUCGAGGGUGCUACUGUCGGUAAGGCGCACGUGCUUGCCAUGUGCACGUCGCGCUCUGUGGGUGUGGUGCAGGAUCAUUCUUCAAAUGCUGCCGCCACCGCCGCUACAUUCGCACAUGAGAUGGGCCAUAACCUGGGAAUGAGUCAUGACGAAUCAGUUGAGGGCUGUACGUGCGAAGACAAGGAUGUCAACAAAGGCUGCAUAAUGUCAGGGGUGGCAAGGAGCAUCCCGGCUACAAAAUGGUCCAAAUGUAGCGAGGACUCAUUUAAGGAGUUCAUGGAAAGAGGGCUUGACCCUUGCUUAUUCAACCAACCGCUGAUGUUGUUCGGUGACGCAAUUUGCGGCAACGGCUUCAAGGAAGAAGGAGAAGAGUGUGAUUGUGGAACAGCUGAGGAGUGCAAGCGUUAUAGCGACGACUGCUGUAACAGCACCACGUGUAAGCUCACCGCGGGCUCAGAAUGCAUGGAUGGCCCUUGCUGCUUCAAGUGCAAGCUGAGCCCUGCAGGUAAGGAGUGUAGAGAGAAGGUCUCGGAGUGUGAUCUACCCGAGGUGUGUGAUGGCAAAUCGGAGCUGUGUCCCGCUAACAGAUACGUGUAUAACGGGAAGAGCUGUGGCGAUGGCAAGGGUUUUUGCUUCAAUGGAGUGUGCCCGACUCUUGACAAUCAGUGUGAAACAUUGUGGGGCUUGGGGGUGACGUCGGGGCCAGAGGUUUGUUAUACCAUCAAUAUGAAGGGGACUUAUAGCGGAAGCUGCGCUAAACUUCAGAACGGGUCAUUCGUGGGCUGCAAAUACGAGGAUAUUUAUUGUGGGAUGCUGCACUGUACUGACGUGAAAAAGCAUCUGCCUCUAAUUGGCACGGAGCGCGAGGUCUACACAUACACGUGGCCCAUGGCCGACGGCAGCUCGGUCAAGUGCAAGAGCGCCAUCAUUGACGUCGGUACGGGUAUCUGGAAUGACGGUGGAAUGGUGCGGUCUGGUGUCAGGUGUGGCGAAGACAAGGUGUGCCAUCAACAAAAGUGCAUCAAUGUCACUGAUCUUCUCAAGACGAAUCCGCCCUGCCCGAGAGAUUGCUCCUCUUAUGGCGUGUGUAACAAUGUCGGCGAAUGCUUCAAGUAUAAAGGUGCCUCAACUGGACAAAGUUCUGCAGGCAGCAAGGCAGGCACCGUGGUUCUGGUCCUGUUCAUUCUCGCUCUUGUCGGUCUGGCCAUCUUUGCGUACUUCAAGCGAGAUCUGAUCAAAAGCAAAUGGAACAAGUACCAGCAGAAGCGCCAGCAGAGAUAUCAAAGUGUUCAAAGAGACGGCGCAAGACAGCCCUCAUCCACACAGCCUGCAGGACAGAAACGACAGAUAUCUGCUCCAAUGGCUUCUGGUGGCGCCCAGGCCUCCAAAGCGCCUAUGCGUCCCGCGCCAGGGAAGAUUGAGUUGCCUGACUGGCCUCGGACGGACGAAGACACCCCUCCCCCUUACUCUGAUGUGGCGAUGGUACCCCCCGUGACGCGAAGACCCCCUCCACCUCGACCCAUGGCCCCUAAGGAUGCCAGCCUCCACAGGGCCUCCAGCCCUCCGGGGUUCACUCACAAAGGAAGCGAACCACCGCCCAAACCUGCCCCGCCAGCUCGGCCAGGCAGUGUCGCAAAUGUUUUAGGAGAAAGAAAGCCUUUACCAGGAAGACGGCCGGGGGUGGAAUGGCCUCCUUUAGCCAAGUCUUCGUCUGAUGGUGCUGCUAUCGAUAAGAAAGCCCUGGGUGCACCGCCGCCCCCUCCACCGCCCACGAAACCAGCAACGCCCAGGGUGCCGCCUAAUAUCCCAAGCCGGCCACCAGGGGCAAGACCGACCCCUCCCCCGCCCCCUCCGGGCAAGCCCACCAAACCUACCAAGCCCUCUUUACCACCGGUGCCUCCCGGAAUUGGGAAAGCAAAUUAAGAAAUUGUAUGAUCACUUAGCAUUGCUAGCAGCAGGACUUCUACCUAUCUUAUUUCGGUCAGCUGUUAGUUCCGGUCAUUUUAGCGGGGUUAGGAACAGCUUGUACCUAUCUUAUUUCGGUCAGCUGCUAGUUCCGGUCAUUUUAGCGGGGUUGGCAACAGCUCGUACCUAUCUUAUUUCGGUCAGCUGCUAGUUCCGGUCAUUUUAGCGGGGUUAGCAACAGCUUGUACCUAUCUUAUUUCGGUCAGCUGCUAGUUCCGGUCAUUUUAGCGGGGUUAGGAACAGCUUGUACCUAUCUUAUUUCGGUCAGCUGCUAGUUCCGUUCAUUUUAGCGGGGUUAGGAACAGCUUGUACCUAUCUUAUUUCGGUCAGCUGCUAGUUCCGGUCAUUUUAGCGGGGUUAGCAACAGCUUGUACCUAUCUUAUUUCGGUCAGCUGCUAGUUCCGGUCAUUUUAGCGGGGUUAGGAACAGCUUGUACCUAUCUUAUUUCGGUCAGCUACUAGUUCCGGUCAUUUUAGCGGGGUUAGCAACAGCUUGUAUCUAUCUUAUUUCGGUCAGCUGCUAGUUCCGGUCAUUUUAGCGGGUUUAGCAGCAAAUUUGCAUCUAUGUGACUGCCGUCUGCUGCUAGUUCCGGUCGCUUUAAUGGGGUAAGCAGCAGAUAUGUUUCUGUCUGAUUGACGUCGUCUGCUGCUAAUACGAUCGCUUAAAUGGGGUUAGCAGCAGAUAUGUUCCUAUCUAAGUUACGUCUGCUGCUAGUUCCGUUUAUUUUAAUGGGUUAGCAAAAAGUGGUUCAAUAUUAUUUGCAAAUAGUCGCAUUCGUCGUCCAUUCGCAUUAUGUUAAGUUACAGCUAUAGCGACGACAGGAACGAUUAUCCAAGAUCAUGUUUGUGCGCAAAUAAUAUUCAAGUUCAAUAGUUUUUCCUUUAAUUCAAUAUUUCUUUAUUUCAAACUUUUUUUGAUUAGAUGUUCUUACACCCUUCAUGCGACAAGCGCAUUCAGUAUUCUCGAACCGUUUAAAACUUGCAACUACGUACACCUACGGGAGAUUAUUAUGGUCUUGUUUACAGCAGAGCCUCGAUAUUUCGAACUGACGCAUUCUUAAGUGGGUUGCGAAGUAUUUUUGUAAGUAACUGGACAUUUCUCAGAAAGUCUUAAAUUAAUUUUGGAUUUUCGUCCCAUUUUCUACUUUUUAAUGAUUUUCUUAGGCGCUUAAUUUUUUUAUGAGGUGAAUGUUGUAGUUUAUGCUAGUUGAGCUAAGAUAGCGUUCUGUGAAUAUAUGCGCGCUGAGGGAAAUACGCUAAGGUCAUUGCUAUUUUUGAUAAAAUCCUUUUUUUUUAAUAUGGCAUACUUGGAACAAGACAGAUCCAUGCAUACAAAAAUGUGAAACAAAUAAUAUCAUAGAUGUAAUUAUUAUAAAUAUUUUUAGCUUUCAUAAUUUGUACUCAAGGGUGCAUAAGUAAGCAUUUAAAGCCGUAUUGUCGCCAGUUUACUUCCGGAGGUCCGACGGAAACCUCAACCGUUAAAAGACAAAAGAACUAUUAGAAUCCGAGAUAUUUAACAGGCGAUCCGCUUUAAAUUAUCGAUCACAUCCUCAAAGAAACUUCCAAUAGACUUUCAAUAUUUUGAAUUUUUUUCGCGUUUUCCGUUAGAUUGUUACGUAAUCGACCAAAAGUAAACUGGUGACAAUGCGGCUUUAAAUGUUUAACGUGGAAAUAUUUUGUAGUGUACUCGCGAAUUAACCCACCCUUCGCAUGAAGAUGUAAAAGUUUGAUUUUUCCUGGAAACAUAAGAUAAAAACGCUUGCUAGAA
Messenger RNA from Nematostella vectensis (starlet sea anemone), 4899 nucleotides. Its product is annotated as zinc metalloproteinase-disintegrin-like EoMP06. Lineage: Eukaryota; Metazoa; Cnidaria; Anthozoa; Actiniaria; Edwardsiidae. The transcript is spliced from 28 exons. The record is from RefSeq and is a predicted model, not a curated record. Gene Ontology annotation, biological process: proteolysis. Gene Ontology annotation, molecular function: metalloendopeptidase activity. The coding region runs from base 1 to 3090 and encodes 1029 amino acids.